CUGCGGUGCAGGCUAUAUUCGACAUUGUGGACCAGACCCCAUCAGGCCACUAUGUUGACGCGGUGCUCUGGUUACUCGUGUACUGCUCAGCGCUUUCCUGUUCCUGAAAGUCUCUUCGAGGAAGCUACCAUGCAGCCUUAUAUCCACAACUGUUUUGUGACUGUGCAUGAAGGGAGACACAUCUAUCAAUUCUGCAUAUUCUUCAAACGGCAUCUUCGUCUUAGAGACAACCUGCUUCUUAGUAGUGGCGAUCGUAAGUUCUGA
Messenger RNA from Suillus paluster, 264 nucleotides. RefSeq lists its product as uncharacterized. The annotation marks the transcript as partial. The transcript has a single exon. NCBI's taxonomy places the organism in Eukaryota, Fungi, Basidiomycota, Agaricomycetes, Boletales, Suillaceae. The record is from RefSeq and is a predicted model, not a curated record.